GUUAGCGUCCGGACGGUGGCAGCGCGUGGUGCAGAUCGAUACACUUCUGUCUUGGGAUCGAAACGAGGGAACUGUCAACGCCACAGGAGCAGGUCAUCAAGUCUAGGUGCGACAGUGUCACUGCAGCUGGGAUAUGCCUCGGAAAGAAGACUGACAGAUACAGCUUACAGAAGAUACAACGUCCGACUGCCUGGAGGGCUGUCUUCCGCUCGGUGUGAUUUCUGGCGUCCACGCGGCGUGUGAACAUGCACAGGCGCCUGGUUCCUUCACUCGGCUUAAGGAAUAUGCAGAGCCUCUGUCUGGACGUACGACGGCACCCAGUGACACGAGACUGAGGCAGUAGCCGUGAGACAUAGACGUACAGGACGAUUUCAGGGGCUUUAAGAAAGACGCAUAUGAGAGUCGGAGUAUUAUGUAUGCAGCUUUAUAGGAUCCUGUACGCAUGAUUAUUAGAGUUUAACAAGAGUAUAUGGCGAUAAAGUGAUUCGGGGCAUCUAGAUAGACGACCAUUAGUAGUAUGUGUGUCAACCAGAGAGACACAGAGACGUGAUUUAUUCACAUUGGCUGUAGAGUCGGACAAGUGACGACAGUCGACGACAUCGCUGGGAUUCACUCCGUCUGGUCUUACCACGUUUGGCUUAUUUGCGUAUGCUCAAAAGGUCGUGCUGGAAUAGCACUUAGUUUUACUGCCACGGACCACGGUGCAGUAGAAGACACACACGCCGUUCAGAAUUGACGUGGUUACAAGCAAUAAUUCUAACAGAAAAUCCCAGUUACUGUCCGGCGGCUUUACAAGAUGACGGGCGGGAUCAGUAACGUCACCAACAGCACGGACAUUCGGGACAUGAAGUCACGCGUGUUUGUGGGAAACUUGAACACGGUGAAGGUGUCCAAGGCGGAGGUGGAGAACGUCUUCUCCCGUUACGGGAGGAUCAGGGGCUUCUCCAUCCACAAGGGGUACGCCUUCGUGCAGUACACGGACGAGGCGGAGGCUCGGGCGGCGGUCACGGGGGAGGACGGCCGAGAAAUCGCCGGGCAAGUUCUCGAUUGCAAUCUAGUCUCGGAACCCAAACCAGACCGACCCAGAGCAGCAAAAAGAGCAACUACACCUAUGAACGGCAGGACGGCCAUGGAGGACCAUGCCAUCACCGUGCUGUCGCCUCUGCUUCUCCGAGAAUUCUGUCACUUACGGGAGCCACCCAACAGGUUGAUGAGACAGACAUUUCUGACGAACGGACAACCUCCCCCUCCCCCUCUCCUCCCGGGAUACCGACUGUUGAAGAAGUCACGUGGUCGCCCAGUGACCAAUGGGAUGAGCAGAAAACACAACACUAUGAAUCGAUCAGCCAUGAUGUCAGACAUCCUGAUCUGUGGACGCUGCAAGGACAUGUUUUCCACCCUGGAGCGACUACGUCAUCACAAGUUGGUGGGGUGCCGGCCUCGCCCCACCUGUCCCUGUGGCAAGGGUGACGCCAACACAGAAAAAGAUACGCCAUUUGACUGGGUAUGCAGAUUCUGUCAUCAGUCGUUUGACGGCCCUUGGCCAUUGAUGCAACACGCAAGCGCGGUGCACAACAACACCAUUUACUCUGAAGCAGGGCAAGACCCCGGAAACCUCCUCAACGGGCAUCAUCAGGCAGAGGAGACAGAGUCGUCAGGAUCCUUGUCCAGUGUUGAAACCCGGGGAAGUGACAGUUCCUCCGAUGAAGUAAUAAAUGGAGUUCGUGAUGAGUUACUGAUUCAGCCUGACGACCACACGAUAGACCAAGGGACUUAACCAUGAUGUCAUUUGAAAGAAGAUAUGAUUUGAUGUAAUCUCCAAGCAAAUGUAGAGAGACAAAAUCCUAACGUUUGCCAAGCUCUCGUUUGGAAAGUUCGGAUACUCCGUGGAACUGGAAGUUUGAGAAACAUUACGAUUUUGUCUUCCUGCAUCUGCUUGGAGAUUAGACUUACAGAGCAUCCAGCUGGGGAAUACGAAGCAAUGUGUUUGUAUAAUGACGUUGAACUAACCACGGAAUAAGUGUAGACAGUCCAAUUGAUUUGUAUGCGUGUUAAAUGUACAGAGCAUUUUAGUAUUAUUAGUUGAGUCAAUGUAUAUCAGAGAGGUAUCGACUCUGUUCUUGACAGUAGCUGCCCGUACGGAAUUGACAUGCUUUAUUGGUAUUGUAUACUUUUGCAUUUAGUAAAUGUGACCAUUUGAAUAUUAAAAAGCAUAGGCUUAAGUUGGUCCGCUCUAUAUACUAGUUUUGCUACACGUCAUGUCAUAGUCAUUUCAAAUUAAUGUGUAUAUGUUGUAAAUCAACAUGAGUCUCCAUUCUAGUGUAUUUACAGUCGUUCCAUAGUUAAUAACAGUGGCAGCAUCAAAUAGAAAUAUGGUGAUAGAAAAAGUGGCAAAAAUGAGAUACACAUUUAUCCUACUUAUAAGGUAUAGAAUAAACUGCUGUUGAGUGAUUGAUUUGAUUUAUUAUACGCAUCUUCUAUAGAUUUUGUAAAGCGGAGAACGUCUUCAACUUGGACUACAACUUGCUAGCCGCCAUGCUAGAUAGAGAUGCCUGGUCAGACAUUGUUAAUGGCACCUCAUAUGUGGACGAACUGAACUGAACUGAGAACGUCUUGGUUACUACUUGUAACCAAACAAGCGAAAUAUUUAUGGUGAAAAGCAACGUAACAAAGCUGUCUAGAAGCUAUACCUGGCUGCUGUUCUGUCAUUGUUGCGAUGUAUAUUCACUAUACAUACAAUAUCAAGACAGGUCGUUCAGUACGUACAGAGUGAUAAAGGACGGUCUACAUAUCGCUUAGUUCAGUGAGCGCUGCCCUUGAAUUCUGCAGCGCGAAACCGCCCAGCUAUAAAUCUGUUAAGCGAGCCGUAAUAUUCGAUACCUCCAGUCCAAUAAGCGUCACCUGGGGGAUACUUAAAGCUUUAUUAUGGGGCAGGGAAGGUGACAGCCGCUUAGUGAGACAAUCGUUCAUUCUCACCUUCAGACGAACGGGGCAAUGUCAGAUAAAGGUGGAGUGACAUCAAUUUCAAUAGGAACGGAAAAGAGUCAAAGUAACAAAUUGAUGGGAGCCCUCCAGGUCAAGGGUGAUAUCUUGAUUGUACCUGUCUAAAACAGCCAGGGGAAUUUCCCUAGUACAGUUGGUACAAUGAGCCUGCAUCUAUGAAUACAGUACAUAAC
Molecule: messenger RNA, 3176 nt
Organism: Branchiostoma floridae (Florida lancelet)
Lineage: Eukaryota; Metazoa; Chordata; Leptocardii; Amphioxiformes; Branchiostomatidae
Product: heterogeneous nuclear ribonucleoprotein C-like
Exons: 8
Coding region: 797-1777 (326 amino acids)
Cellular component (GO): nucleus
Molecular function (GO): RNA binding
Source: RefSeq, a predicted model, not a curated record